Messenger RNA from Pelecanus crispus (Dalmatian pelican), 1778 nucleotides. The record is from RefSeq and is a predicted model, not a curated record. Lineage: Eukaryota; Metazoa; Chordata; Aves; Pelecaniformes; Pelecanidae.
AUAAAAAACCUCUUCAUGAAAUAAAAUCCCAAAAUAUUGAGACUGCCAGCGACAUUGCCUUGUACUCCGGCCUGGGAGCAGCAGUCAUUGCUGUAGCUGUGCUGGUGGUUGGCGUUACCCUUUACAGACGGAGUCAGAGUGAGUACGGCGUGGAUGUGAUUGAUUCAUCUGCACUGACAGGAGGCUUCCAGACAUUUAAUUUUAAAACAGUCAGACAAGGUAACUCCCUGCUUUUGAACUCCUCCAUGCAGCCUGACUUGACAGUGAGCAGGACGUACAGUGGCCCCAUCUGCCUGCAGGACCCCAUGGACAAGGAGCUAAUGACAGAGUCUUCGCUGUUCAACCCGCUGUCAGACAUCAAAGUCAAAGUUCAGAGUUCAUUCAUGGUGUCCCUAGGGGUGACGGAGAGGGCCGAGUAUCAUGGAAAGGCACAUUCUGGAACUUUUCCUCAUGGGAAUAAUAGAGCUUUUGGGACAAUGCAGGCUAGAAAUAAGGCUACCUACAUUCAGAACCUGUCUUCUAUUUCAACAAGAAGUGAGCUGAAGACAACUGCCAUCUUUGGACACCUGGGUGGCCGUUUAGUGGUUCCAAACACAGGAGUCAGUUUGUUGAUACCACAUGGAGCUAUUCCCGAAGAGAGCUCGUGGGAAAUCUAUCUUGCCAUCACUCAAAAGGAGUCCAGCCUACAGCCAGAAGGCACAGAUGUUCUUCUGGGACCAGAAGUAACUUGUGGGCCCGCAGAUUUGUCUGUCAGCACUCCAUUUGCCUUGACAAUACCGCACUGCGCAGAAGUGAAUUCAGAGCACUGGAAUAUUCACUUGAAAAAAAGGACAGCGCAAGGAAAAUGGGAGGAAGUGAUGUCUGUGGAAGAGGAAACUACUUCUUGCUACUGCCUGUUGGAUCCUUAUGCCUGUCACAUUCUCUUAAACAGCUUUGGAACUUAUGCUCUUAUUGGAGAACCCAUCUCUGACUGUGCCGUUCGACAGCUGAAAGUAGCGGUUUUUGGCUGCCUGUCUUGCAAUUCUCUGGAUUACAAUCUGAGAGUAUAUUGUAUGGAUAACACACCUUGUGCAUUUCAGGAAGUGGUUUCGGAUGAAAGGCUCCAAGGAGGACAAUUACUGGAGGAACCAAAACUUUUGCAUUUCAAAGGGAAUACCUUCAGUCUUCAGAUAUCUGUCCUUGAUAUCCCCCCUUUCCUUUGGAGAAUUAAACCAUUUACUGCAUGUCAGGAGGUGCCGUUCUCCCGCGUGUGGUGCAGCAGCCAGAAGCCGCUGCACUGUGCCUUUUCGCUGGAGCGCUACACGCCCGCAACUACACAGCUGUCCUGCAAGGUCUGUGUCCGGCAAGUCAAGGGUCAUGAGCAAAUCCUACAGAUCCAGACAUCCAUUCUAGAGAAUGAAAGAGAAACCAUCGCUUUCUUUGCACACGACGACAGCAACUUCCCCGCACAGAUGGGUCCAAAAGCAUUCAAGAUCCCCUACUCCAUUAGACAGCGAAUCUGUGCAACAUUUGACACACCCAAUGCCAAAGGCAAAGACUGGCAGAUGUUAGCACAAAAAAACAGCAUUAACAGGAAUCUCUCCUAUUUUGCUACGCAGAGCAGUCCAUCUGCCGUCAUUCUGGACCUCUGGGAAGCCCGACAUCAACAUGAUGGCGACCUCGACUCCCUAGCCUGUGCCCUGGAAGAAAUAGGAAGGACACACUCCAAAAUCUCAGACAUAACGGCAACGGAGAUCGAAGAGCCUGACUUCAACUACAGCAGACAAAAUGGACUUUAG